This is a messenger RNA of Coregonus clupeaformis (lake whitefish), 921 nucleotides long. Its product is annotated as melanocortin-2 receptor accessory protein 2A-like. The coding region runs from base 232 to 921 and encodes 229 amino acids. The record is from RefSeq and is a predicted model, not a curated record. Gene Ontology annotation, cellular component: plasma membrane; endoplasmic reticulum. Lineage: Eukaryota; Metazoa; Chordata; Actinopteri; Salmoniformes; Salmonidae. The transcript has 4 exons. Gene Ontology annotation, biological process: regulation of adenylate cyclase-activating G protein-coupled receptor signaling pathway; protein localization to plasma membrane. Gene Ontology annotation, molecular function: type 3 melanocortin receptor binding; type 1 melanocortin receptor binding; signaling receptor regulator activity.
AUGAACGGGCAUGAAAAUAACGCAGCUGAGUUUGUGUCUAUGUGUGAUGGUUUUUCAACUUUUUCUCUUAUCUUGAAUUCACGUUUGACGCUUUGUGUCUCGGAAUUUCUUCGCGACUGAAUUACGGUUUCCAAGAGUGGAUACUGGAUAAAUGUUUUGGAGCAUUUGAACGAUUUCUAAAUUCGGAAGGGAAUGCAGGUCUGGUAAGCCCAAUGACACAUUCCAUUUGAGAUGUCCGAAAUCCAUAAUUAUAAUCAAAGUCGACCCAGCAGCGCACGUGGCAGUGAUUAUGUGUGGCAGUAUGAAUAUUAUGAUGAUGACGAGCCGGUGUCUUUCGAGGGUCUCAAGGCUCAUCGAUACUCCAUCGUCAUCGGCUUCUGGGCGGGACUAGCCGUGUUUGUCAUCUUCAUGUUCUUCGUCCUCACCCUGCUGACCAAGACAGGAGCCCCGCACCAAGAAAACCCGGAGCCGUGCAAGAAGCGCCACCAGCUGAGGAACUGUGUCGUGGACAUCCGCUGCCCCCAGGGGGACUCCCUGGCCGACGAAGACAAGGCCUUCUCGCGUCCCCUUCUGGACGAAUCACGCUCCUUCUUCCACUUCUACAUCAGCAAGGAGGAGCAGGGGAGAGGGGGCCAUGGAGCGGACGGAGGGGGUGGAGGUGGGCUACAGAGGGUCCACGGGAGGCUGGGAGGACGCAGCUCCUUCGGAUUGGAGGAGAUGGGCGAGGCGGGGAAAGCCGGCGAGCAGGGAGACGGCGGUAUCGACCUCCAGGGACUUCCGGAGGAGGGAAAGUCAGAGAGGGAACACCACUUCCUGUCGCACCACUUCGAUAUUCCUAACUUUGUGAACUCAGAGCACAGCUCAAUGAUGGGAGAGGACAGCCAAUCAUGUGGUCAGGACGGCCAUCACGUCAUCAGCUGA